Messenger RNA from Magnolia sinica, 561 nucleotides. RefSeq names its product zinc finger BED domain-containing protein RICESLEEPER 1-like. NCBI's taxonomy places the organism in Eukaryota, Viridiplantae, Streptophyta, Magnoliopsida, Magnoliales, Magnoliaceae. The record is from RefSeq and is a predicted model, not a curated record. The transcript has 3 exons. The coding region runs from base 1 to 561 and encodes 186 amino acids.
AUGAAGUUAGAUGUCACGACACGUUGGAAUUCAACUUUUGAAAUGUUGGAUUCAGCUAUAGCUUUGAGACCUGCCUUCUCUCACUAUGCGGAGCAUGAUAGUGCGUAUAUUUGGCUACCUUCUGAAGAUGACUGGUCAAGAGCUGAAUCAGUUCGUAAGUUCCUUUCUGUUUUUUACAACAGCACAAAGAAAUUUUCAGGCUGCAAGUAUCCAACAGCAAAUAUAUUUUUGCCUGAACUUUGGAAGGUAAAAGAUGCCUUGCGUAAAAGUAGUAGUGGACAAGACUUUUUACACUUCAUGAUCAUAGUUGUUCUUGAUCCUCGGUACAAGAUGUUUAUGGUUUGCUUCAUAUGUAAUAGGUUGUAUGGUGUGAUGGGUGUUGCUGAGGCCGAAAAGAUUUCUAGUGCAGCCAGUGAAUUAUACAAUUUGUAUGCAUGUGCCGCAAAAGAACAAUCUCCUCAUCUGCGUCCGAUGUGGGGGAAAGAGACCUCUAUUGAUGAGGAGUUCGAUGAAGAGGAGAGUGAUAAGAUUGAAGAGACAGUGCCUGCAGCUGCAAUAUGA